Molecule: messenger RNA, 1419 nt
Organism: Ceutorhynchus assimilis (cabbage seed weevil)
Lineage: Eukaryota; Metazoa; Arthropoda; Insecta; Coleoptera; Curculionidae
Source: the annotation of a GenBank genome assembly
AUGACCGUUAAAGACAAGUACCUUUUUAAGCUCGUAAGGCUUAUGUUAAUUAUAAGCGGAUUGUGGCCGCUUGAAAUUCCAAAUGCUUCAAAAAACUGGCAGGUUGUAUUUAAAGUUUACUAUGUAGUGGCUCAUAUGAUUUAUCUUACAUCACCGUUCGCUUUUGGGGGCGCUUUGUUGGUUGAUUAUGGUGUGAGAAAUGCUCAAGCUGCUGAAGAUUUCUCGAGAAUGGUAUUUGUCAUACUGAUAGUUUUCAAAUUAAACAUAAUACGUUCGCAAAAAAUUGAAAAUAUAAUCAAUUUGGUCACUUCGGAAGAAAUAAAUAUAAUGAAAAGCACCGAUAAAUAUGUAAAAAGUACCUAUAAAGCUCAUGUUGCUUAUUGCACAAAAAUGGUGUUUUUUAUAGUGGUAUUCUUAUGGGCUGCUGGACUUACUAAUAUGGUCAAUGGAUUCUAUGAAUUACAUAAAUGGAGCCAAAUAACGCAAUUUACUGUUGCCAACGAAACCACAUUCAAACCUCACAUAAUCCCAUUUUGGUUUCCGUUCAAUAAAGAGAAAUAUUUUAUUCUGGCAAUGGCUUACCAAAUAUGGCAUAUCUAUCAAACUCUUGCUAUUAACAGUGCCAUCUUGGCUCUCAUAAAUUCUGUUAUGGUGUUCUUGAGGGCCAACUUGAAGAUACUGCAGUAUGACAUAAGAAAUUUUGAUUCAGUAAAUGCUUAUGACAUUGAUGAUGGGGUAGGAAGUCAGAAUUUUCCAGAGAAAAAUUUGAAACGGUUGAUUCUGAGACAUCAGCAAUUAAUAAUAUGGGUCCAUGAUUUGGAUGAUUCAUUUAAGAGUAUACUUUUAUUGGAAUAUUGUGUAACAUCCAUACAGUUAGCCACAACUUUGAUACAAAUAAUUCAGUUGGUCCACAUUCCAUUUAACGGGACAUUUUUCAUGCAUUGUCUUUUACAAUUGUUUGGGAUCGCGUGGAACGCAAACGAAAUAUUACUUGAGAGUUCUACUGGCUUACUGGAAGCCUUAUAUAAUAGUAAUUGGUACAAUCGUAACAAGGAAAUCAGCUUCCUAAUCUAUUUUAUGAUGAUACGUUGCAAGAGACCAUUAGCAAUGCGUAUCGGACCUUUUGGUACUAUGAAUUUAAACGCCGCAAUAUCUAGGGUUAAACUUGCUUAUACAUGCCUUUCUGUACUAAAGGUGACAACCGAGGAAUAAAAUAAUAAUUUUGAAAAAAUGUUUGUUAGAUUAUGUGUAGUAUAGAUAGAUAAUUUUAGAUAUAUUUGAGAAAGAAACCUUUAAUGAAAAUUUCACUGUUUCUCCAAUGGUAAGCAGUAGCACUGUUUUCAGUAGAAAAUGCAAAAAAAGCUAGCUUCUAGGCAUAAAAAAGUCCUAGAGACUCAUUUCUGCAACCCUUCACUUUCA